Messenger RNA from Peromyscus californicus insignis, 1048 nucleotides. It is a transcript of the gene Gpa33, whose product is annotated as glycoprotein A33. The transcript is spliced from 5 exons. Bases 122 to 757 code for a protein of 211 amino acids. Gene Ontology annotation, cellular component: plasma membrane. The record is from RefSeq and is a predicted model, not a curated record. NCBI's taxonomy places the organism in Eukaryota, Metazoa, Chordata, Mammalia, Rodentia, Cricetidae.
AGUGGUCACUUGGAAUUUUUUGACGAAAAGCUACAUCUACGGGACCCGUUACGAGAACCGUGUGAAAAUAUCUGACGAUGUUGACCGGUCAGAUGCCUCCAUCACCAUUGACCAGCUGACCAUGGACGACAAUGGUACCUACGAGUGCUCCGUCUCACUCUUGUCAGAUCUGCAGGGUACCUCCAAGUCUCGAGUGCGCCUCCUGGUCCUCGUGGCACCCUCCAAGCCGGACUGCGGCAUCGAAGGGGAGCCGGUGAUUGGGAACAACAUCAAUCUGACAUGCCUGUCUGCCGAGGGCUCUCCCACCCCACAGUACAGCUGGUCGAGCUACAACACCCAGAACCAGCCGCGGCCAGUCGCCCAACCAGUCUCAGGCCAGCCCUUGCAUCUGAAGAACAUCAGCACGGAAAUGGCGGGUUACUACAUCUGCACCUCCAGGAACGAUGUGGGGGUGCAGUCCUGCAACAUCACCAUGACUCCCAGACUUCCUUCCAUGAACAUUGCGCUGUAUGCGGGCAUCGCGGGGGGUGUGUUUGCGGCCCUCAUCAUCAUUGGCAUCAUCGUCUACUGCUGCUGCUGCCGGGAAGCGGAGGACAAAGCUGAGGCCGUGGAGGAGGCAAGGCCAAACCGAGCCGCUUACCAAGAGCCUCAAGCGAAGCGGACAGAAAUUUCCAGAGGGAGGGACGAGGAAGAUGACUACAGGCAUGGGGACCAGAAGAGCUCAGGGCGGAGCUCUCCGGAGCAGCCCUUCCAGUGAAGGGGGCCUGUUGCCCAGUGGGAGAGAAGGGCUAGGGCCCGGCCUCCCACUUCUGGCCUCUUUCCUCUAUAGCCCCAUUGUCCCUCCCCUCCCCAGCCAUCGGUGAAGCGCAUCUUCCUGUAUGUGGUGUGUGUGUGUGUGUGUGUGUGUGUGUGUGUGUGUGUGUGUGUGUGUGUGUGUGUUUCUGGGGAGCAUCAUUGGCCUGGCUACAUGGGUCCUACCUGUUACCCUGGCAACCACGUAGAAAGAACCCCUCCUUAUUGCUCUAUCUGACUCAGGGCCGGUCCUUCC